GGUGAUUUCUGCGCUCCUGUUUGGUCCUCGAGGGGAGGAGCCAGUUGUUGAUUCUACGCUGCAAAGACGAGGCGCCGCGCGGAGAGGCUGAGGGACUGCUAGCGGUGAAGAGGAGCCCUAAAACGAUGAAGGUCGCUCAGCCAGUUCGGGGCUAGCUCAGAACGAGGGAACUGCAGCGGAGGUGGAGGAGGAAGAGGAGGAGGGAGCUCACUGAAGAGAGAGACAAAGCCAGAUCACAUGACCAGGUCUCGGAAAGGCUCCAAAUUAGUGAUGCUUCCCUCAGGCAGGGAUUACCUCCUCCCCAUCGUCUACCUCUCCAUCUCUCCUCCCGCUCUUCCUCCCACGUACAGCGGAGCAGCCGCCCAGCUUCAAGACUCUGAGCCUUGAGAGCACACUGUGCUCACCCACCCACGCACACACACACACACACACACACACACACCCACACCUACACACACUCUCUCUCUCUCUCUUUCUCUCGCACUCACACACACAUACACAAACACACACACACACUCUUUUUUGCAUCUCGCUCAUGGUCGUUGGCCUGACCUCCUCAGCUGCUGCUCCCGCUCCAGUCAUACGCCAUGAAGAGGCCCAAGCAGCAGACGGGGCCGCUGAGCUUCCUGAACUUCUUCAGCAGGAAGCCCAAAUCGGAGCCGAGGCCCGAGAGGCCCCCGGAGGCCUGGCCCAAAGAGGAGGUGGCCAUCACCCUGACCCCGAGCGAGCAUCCGGAGCAGGACCUCAACCUCACAGCAGAAGAGGCUGGAGAGUUAAGAGUUCCUGGAGGAGAAAGAGGAGAAGGAGGAGGUCCACCGGCGGCGGCUGAGGCAGGAGAGGACGGCGCCGCCACAGCCGAGUGCGCGGCGGGCGGGGUCAGCAGCGGCUCCACCGGCGUCCUGUCCCUCUCCUCCUCCAGCCAGGAGCAGCUUUUGGACGAACACCUGGAGGAGUGCCCACUGUGCCUGCUCAGUCAACCGCGUUGCCACUUCCCACGACUCUCCUCCUGCUCCCACCGAACGUGCUCCGACUGCCUCCGCCAGUACCUGCGCAUCGAGAUCUCGGAGAGCCGGGUGGGCAUCGCGUGCCCGCAGUGCCCCGAGACUCUGGCGCCGCUGGACGUUCGGGCCAUCCUGGAUGACCGGGCGCUGCUGGAGCGGUUUGAGGAGUACCAGCUGAGGCGUUUCCUGGCUGCUGAUCCAGAUACACGUUGGUGCCCUGCGCCUGACUGCAGCUACGCAGUGAUAGCCUACGGCUGUGCGGAGUGUCCCAAGCUGAGCUGUGGCCGCGAGGGAUGCGACACGGAGUUCUGCUACCACUGCCGGCAGCUGUGGCACCCCAACCAGACGUGCGACCAGGCCCGGCGCCAGCGAGCCCGCCACACCUCAGGCGGGAACGAUGCCUCCACGCUGUACGUCUUCAAUGAAGAACCCGGAGGAGAUGCAGAGGAGAUCAAAGCGUGCCCUCGCUGUGGUGCCUACAUCAUGAAGACCAAUGACGGCAGCUGUAACCGUAUGAACUGCACUGUGUGUGCCUGUCAGUUCUGCUGGCUGUGUAUGCAGGAGAUCACCGACGUGCACUACCUCAGUCCCUCAGGAUGUACAUUCUGGGGGAAGAAGCCAUGGUCUCAAACCCGCAAGGUUCUGUGGCAGGUGGGCAUGUUGCUCGGAGCGCCGGUGGUCAUCUCCCUUAUAGCGGGCAUCGCCAUCCCAGUCAUCAUUGUGGGCAUACCAAUCUACAUGGGCCGCAAGGUCCAUGGUCGCUGUAAGAAAAACAAUAUCUCAGGAAGUAAGCACUACUUGACUGUGGCGAGUGGGGUGAUGAUGUCAGUGUUUGUGUCGCCGGUCAUAGCAGCGGUCACUGUGGGUGUGGGUGUGCCGCUAAUGCUGACGUAUGUCUACGGGGUCGUGCCCAUGUCCCUCUGUAGGAACGGCUGGUGUCGACCGCAGAGUGAACCUCCUGAAACACACAAAAUCCAACUGGAGGACUUAGCCAGCUAUCUUCUAUUCUCUCAUGUAGUCAGUGACCACUGGACAGGUCAGAACAAUCCAACGCUCAGUGACACCAGCGUCCAGGAAGUCAGAGUCAGUGUACAGGAAGUGGGCGUCCUCCCCAGUACAAGUACCACGCCCCCGGAGCUAGAUAGCUAUGAGGAGUUGGAUGAAGCCUCAAAGCACCACGGAUACACCCAGCAGGACAGCCGCUCGGACUGCGAGGUGGUCAUUGUGCCUGACAGCAAGCUCGAUGACACGCAAGCGCUUCCUGUGAGGGAUGGAACCAAUAUUGAGGUCCGUGUGGAAAUUGAGACCCAUCCCAGAGGCGCCCGCCAGUCCAGCCUAAGUAGCAUCCUGUCUAGCCGAAGCUUGUCGGUGGAGUCCUUGGGACACUCGCAGUCCCAGUCCCAUGACUACCUGUGUGCCUCAGAACUGGAAGAGAGACGAGAGGGGGGAGCAGGAGAGGGAGAGGAGCAGGAGGGAAGAGAGAAGCCAGGAGGGGAGGCAGGAGGAGACGAUGGGACAGUUUACCCAGUCUUUGAGAUAGACGGUGUAUGAGGUCCUCCAGUGCAGGCUUUGUACUUGGUUGAAGAUUAGUCAGGUUUUAUGGAAAUAAACACAGGCUGACGUGUCACCGGAUUGACCUGAAAAUCGCUGUCCAAGACCACCUCCUGCUUCUAACACAGGCCCUCCCACCAGUUGCCUUCUAGCUCCAGCCUCUAAGGAAGACGCGGGUUUAGAGAGAGCAAGUGAAAAAAGCGAGUGUGUGCGAGAGUGUGUGUAUGAGACAAAUAGCAUGAGACCAUGACAUUAAAAUUGGAGGGGGAUAAACUGUAAAUCAGACAGGAAUGGCAUCCAACUAUGAAUCAAAAACACAAGCGACUGAGAGCAUGUUAGCUGACUAGUUCAGUCUUUUUUUUUCUAUGUUGUUCUUUCUGGAAGAGACUACCUUGCUCCCCCUCCAUCAUAAAUCUAUUUAAUGAAGACCUCUCUCCAUCUGGCUGUACUCUUACACUUCUUUUAGUGACCUCACCUCCCCUCUCCCUCUCCCCUUACAAAUAAAGAGACCCUACACAAGCAUGAUCUGUUUUAUGGGGGAUUAUGAAUCUUAACAACUCUUGUGUCACCAAGUAAAUAUCAAACGCUUCUCAGGCUAAGUUGCAAGACAGUAGGGGCGAUAAAUUUCCACCUUAAAGAAUAUCUCCACUACUUUUCUGGUCACAUCUGAAUUGGGCAACCUUAAAGAGACGACGCAUGCUUCACUGUUACUCUUUCAUGAAAGAAGUCCAGUUGAAAAUGACACCUGAGAUCUACUGAAGCCUGUAACUGUUGUUCUCGAUUGGAGUAAAAAGUGCUCUGUGACAUUAUGGCAGUGAUUGAAUUGACCAGACGGCUUUGAUUACCAUUAAUCACAACUAUUAAUCUCAAAUCCACAGUCUUCCAUGCGAGGGGUCGGGGCAGCAAUGUCACUUUUGCUCUGUUUUAGUGCAGCUUUUAGCCUUCGAGAGGCUGUUUCCUUUUGAACUAUGGAGGGAGACGUUGCGUUAGUUUGUAAAAAUGCUCACUCCAGGCAGAUACUGUACGUGUGCAUUAGUGACGACAACAACUUGGCGGCGACACUGCAGUCUUUCUCCGAAGACUCUUGGAUAUAAAAGUAGCUGCAUGACUCUACUACUUGCCAUGUAUUCAGGAUAACACAUGAACACACACAAGCCAAUUCACACAUGCACACUCACACACAUAUGCCUACACACGCCGCAGUAAAAGUGUAGUUGCAGUAGUGUGCGCUGCUGAGAGCAUUAAGUAUAAUCUAAAGACCCUCUGAAAUGAUCACAGAGCACCAAAAUUACAUCAGCAGCAUGCCACCUCAGGCUAAACUCUAAUAGCCCCUUCUAGAGGAUUUAUGAGAAACACAUGACUGUACAUGCUCUGCUUAGCUUCCUGAGUGUGAAAUACCUGUGAGAGAUGAACUCGGACACGACAUGAUAACCUGUGCUUGGUUGUGGAGAGAAACUGAAUAAAGA
This is a messenger RNA of Chelmon rostratus (copperband butterflyfish), 4018 nucleotides long. Its product is annotated as E3 ubiquitin-protein ligase RNF19A. The coding region runs from base 588 to 2552 and encodes 654 amino acids. NCBI's taxonomy places the organism in Eukaryota, Metazoa, Chordata, Actinopteri, Chaetodontiformes, Chaetodontidae. Gene Ontology annotation, biological process: positive regulation of proteasomal ubiquitin-dependent protein catabolic process; ubiquitin-dependent protein catabolic process; protein polyubiquitination. Gene Ontology annotation, molecular function: ubiquitin protein ligase activity; ubiquitin conjugating enzyme binding; zinc ion binding. The record is from RefSeq and is a predicted model, not a curated record. The transcript is spliced from 10 exons. Gene Ontology annotation, cellular component: cytoplasm; ubiquitin ligase complex.